Hippoglossus stenolepis (Pacific halibut) is the source of this 832-nucleotide messenger RNA. Its product is annotated as 2-iminobutanoate/2-iminopropanoate deaminase. Gene Ontology annotation, molecular function: deaminase activity. Bases 82 to 492 code for a protein of 136 amino acids. The transcript is spliced from 6 exons. Lineage: Eukaryota; Metazoa; Chordata; Actinopteri; Pleuronectiformes; Pleuronectidae. The record is from RefSeq and is a predicted model, not a curated record. Gene Ontology annotation, cellular component: cytosol.
CCUCACACCUUCACCCAGUUCAACACAGUCGGUGGUUGUGCAGCUGGCCCCAGUCUUCUGCUCGAUAUAAUCCUCAGGGAAAUGGCUGCAUUGAUCAGGAGGAUUAUCAGCACAUCCAGAGCUCCUGCUGCUAUCGGCCCGUACAGCCAAGCAGUGGUGGUAGAUCGGACAGUGUACAUCUCGGGACAGCUGGGGAUGGAUCCUGCCAGUUGUCAGUUGGUGGAAGGUUGUGUUCAGGCUCAGACCAGACAGGCUCUUCAAAAUAUGGGUGAAAUCCUUAAAGCUGCUGGCUGCGGUUAUGAGAAUGUUGUCAAAACCACAGUGCUCCUCGCUGACAUGAACGACUUCACUAAUGUCAACGAUGUUUACAAGCAGUUCUUCAGCAGUAACUACCCAGCCAGAGCUGCCUACCAGGUUGCUGCACUUCCGAGAGGUGGACUGGUUGAGAUUGAAGCAAUUGCUGUUUUGGGCCCUCUGUCCACUGUUUCCUAACAAGAGUAUCUGUCAAAAAAUUGAAAAGAAAUCUGGAAACCCUACAAUGAUAAAAAAUAUAUGUGCCUUGCUUUGUAGACCAAGCAAGAAUUGAUAAGACAUCAAUCUUGUAUAGCAUGUACAUAGUACAUCAUUUUUAUUAUAGAUCUAUUAUCCUUCUGUAUUGUCACAAAUAAAUGUUUGUGUCGUGGGUCACUUUGCAGACUAUAUGCAGUCAGGCUCAUUGCUGUAUUGAUCUUCUCCAGCAGCCUGUGUCGUCACGAGCCAUACCCAUCAGUUUAUCCUAAUGCCAAAUGAUGGAGGAUCAAAUUUAACUCAAUAAUAAAUGUUUUUAAUGUGC